Messenger RNA from Sinocyclocheilus anshuiensis, 1706 nucleotides. RefSeq lists its product as uncharacterized. The transcript has 6 exons. NCBI's taxonomy places the organism in Eukaryota, Metazoa, Chordata, Actinopteri, Cypriniformes, Cyprinidae. Bases 401 to 1327 code for a protein of 308 amino acids. The record is from RefSeq and is a predicted model, not a curated record.
CGCUUGUCCUCUGCCCUGAGUCUGUCUCAGGUACAGAUAUAUGCUCUCAAAGCACUCAAACGAGAGGUAACGGAAGGACUAAAUCCAGGACAAACAGAUUUGAAUGGCCCCAGACAAACGGGUGAAAAAAAACCUCUCGUCGACGGAAGUUAGUUCAAAUAAUUCUUAUUUUUUUCCUCUCAGAGUGAGAUAAGAUCAAAGUCCACUUCUGCUUGGUCUUGGCCAAGAGAUGACAAAAGAUAUAUGGCAACGUUUUUUGUGUUAAUGGUUGAAAUGAAGAUUACAUUGGGCAAAAAUAAUGGUAGUUUUACGUCCGUCCUCCAAACCCUGAUGCAGUAAAGGGGUCAAAAUUAAUAAUAAUAUUCCACUCCACCGGUCCUGGGGUGGGUGGACCGCUAAUAUGGACCCCUGGCAAAAUCUGGUGUCCAGAUGUUCGGCAUGGUGGCAGAUGCAUACGCCACAUGCUCUGAGAGCUUGUGUGUAUGAAGUGUGUAAACCUCUGGUGCCACUUCUGCUGUGCAUCGCGGCCCUGGUGGCUGUGAUUGUGUAUGCUCUGGCAGAUAAUCUACACAGUUUUGUAAGCAGGAUCUUCAUUCCCCAGUAUCACUAUCCUUAUGUGGUGCCACUUGCAUUCAUACAGGUGUUUCUAAAUCUCCUGGCACUGCUAGCUUUGCACGGCGUGGGUCUGAUCCACCUGAAGCCUUUUUCACUGAGGCUGGGCGAGCGUUUGUUUGUGCCGGCGGUCUGUGGGAGCAUCCAGUGCAUUCUGGCCAUAUGGGCUGAAGCCUGUUCCCACUCUGGCCUGUACCCGCUAAUCGCCCGCUUCCUCCCAAUGGUCAGUCUGAGCUUGGGUCACCUGUUUGCACUGAGUAUGCCAGGCUCCAUCCAUGUCUCCUCCCUUUUGACUGUGCUCACUGUCGCCUCGGUUACCGUCACAGGAUGUAAAGGACUUCAUGCGAUAGAGCCGCUGGAGUACGUCUACUCUCCCCUUAACCUUGUCCUUCACAGCCUCUCUCUUGCCUGGCUAGCCAAAGUCUCCCAAACAGAGCGAGGCCAUGCCUCAACCUUUGACCUUUACUACACUCUGACAGUGACACGUUCCCUCUUGUUAGGGUUCCUGUGUGUUUUGCACCCUGAUGGACCAAAGGCACUGAUGCAUGGCAACUGGCACAGUCUGCUGUUUCUGGGAUACAUGCUCGGGAUGUUACUGCUGGGUGCUGUGCAGCUUCUCUUUGUGGAUGUAACAGCACUGUAUUUUUCUGCUCUCCCAGCAGCCAUGCUGCAUGCGACCAGAGGGCUGGUUCUGCCCCUGUUCAGGCUGCUAUAGGACAUACGGACCAAUCAGAGUGUAGAUCAUUCUGAAGAGGAACCGUUUAUGUAGAAUAACCAAUCAAAUACCUGAUCAAUCAAAUACAUGAUUGAUGAUAACAGUAUUAAAACCAAAUUUAUAGGCAUGACAUCCUCAUGUUAAGAUAAUUAUAAUUAAUUAAUAUGGUAAUGCUACCAGUUAGCACUGAUGUGCGACUCCUUUCUUCGCUUGCACUGAAACUAUGACACAACUAUGACACACAUCCUACAAAUGGGGUGUUUUCAUGAAGGAGCUGAUACUUAAGUUCUGGAAUUAAAUUAUUAAAGGUAAAAUACAGGUCUCUCAGACCAGCUUUUUUUGUACAGGCUAUAUUAUUAUUUUUAUGUCUCAGCUGGAA